AUGCCUCAACCAGUAACAUUAAACGUUAAGUUAAAGAUGUUUUUAAGAAUUGCCAUACAACGGCUCCGUUAUGCCCAGGAAAAGCAGCAAGCAAUUGCUAAGCAAACAAGACGGGAUAUAGCACACUUAUUAUCGCAGGGUUCAGAGCAUAAGGCUAAAUAUAGAGUUGAGACUUUGAUAAAUGAUGAUAUGCAUAUUGAAUUACUUGAGACUUUAGAGCUUUAUUGUGAAUUACUUCACGCUCGUGUAACAAUUUUAUGUGAAAUUAAGGAUGAAGCAGAUUUAAUAGAACAUCACUCAGAUAAUGGAAUUAAUGAAGCUGUAAGGGCACUAGUUUACGCUCAAAAAUAUGUUCCUGAAGUAAAGGAUUUGCAGAAGGUCAAAGAAUUACUUAGGUUAAAGUUUGGAGACGAUUUUUUGGUGGCUAUUGUUGAAGACAAGACCGGAGUUCCAGAAAAGGUGACUGAGAAAUGCCUACCGACAUUACCAUCAUCAAGGUUGACUGAUUUAUUCCUAAGAGAGAUUGCAAGUACAUAUGAGGUUCCGUACAGUAGGCUUGACAAUGAUGACAAGAAUUCUGAAACCGGGGAUGGUAAUAAUGUUGAAGGGGAUGAGAGUGAUGAUAAUAAGCCUAUAAUUGCACUUGAUAAUGAUGAAAUAGAGGAUAGGAAGCACCCAAUUACAGUUAAGAUGCCUCGGAAAAAUAUUGAGACUUUGGAAAAGGAUUUAAUGGUUCCAACAUCCAUUGCUAAAGAUGUUAAAAUAUCUCAUAAGAAGGAACCGAUUUCAGCAGACGCAGGAAUAGAGGAUCUACGGAAACGGUUUGCUGCGUUACGGAGGUGA
Eremothecium sinecaudum is the source of this 843-nucleotide messenger RNA. It is a transcript of the gene IST1, whose product is annotated as Ist1p. The record is from RefSeq and is a predicted model, not a curated record. The transcript has a single exon. Lineage: Eukaryota; Fungi; Ascomycota; Saccharomycetes; Saccharomycetales; Saccharomycetaceae. Bases 1 to 843 code for a protein of 280 amino acids. Gene Ontology annotation, biological process: protein transport.